Molecule: messenger RNA, 602 nt
Organism: Trichobilharzia regenti
Lineage: Eukaryota; Metazoa; Platyhelminthes; Trematoda; Strigeidida; Schistosomatidae
Source: the annotation of a GenBank genome assembly
CGAGAAGACAGGAAGGGAUAUCCUGGACCGACCGGCAUGGAGAACCUAGAAGACCUGGAUUCCGCGCGUGGAUGGUUUAUGCUUGGUGUCACACAAAACCGAAGACUUACAAGCGAAAACCGACCGACAAACUGUCCGGCCGAAGAAGCAGCCGGCGAAGACAGGACUCCAGGCGAACAUAGACAAGACGGGGGUUAUGAAAACAACCAACAACAACAUCCAGCGUCAAUCACCAUCAACGGGAGGGAUUUGAAAGAGGUCACUUCAUUCACUCACUUAUCUAGCAUUGAGCAUUGCCUCAACUACAGGCAGGUGGAACGGACGAGGAUGUCAAAUCGAGCGAGAAUCGGGAAGGCGAGAAACACACACAUUCAUCAACCUGAAAUCAAUCUGGAAAACCAAUCUUCGUCACUCAGCCAGCAUCAACAACAAAAUUCAGUAGGAUUUUCAAUACAAACCUGGUCAAGUCAGUCAGUUCUUCUAUACGGAUGAGAAACUUGGUGGGUGGGUCACAAAGAAUAUUUCCAACCAACAACCUGUUGCGAUGCAGACAUUUAUCAAGCAACAACUGUCUUCGCUGGAUGUAUACUGAAGAUCGGAUG